Phyllostomus hastatus (greater spear-nosed bat) is the source of this 1829-nucleotide messenger RNA. RefSeq names its product protein disulfide isomerase family A member 6 (gene PDIA6). Lineage: Eukaryota; Metazoa; Chordata; Mammalia; Chiroptera; Phyllostomidae. The record is from RefSeq and is a predicted model, not a curated record. Gene Ontology annotation, cellular component: endoplasmic reticulum lumen. Bases 114 to 1436 code for a protein of 440 amino acids. Gene Ontology annotation, molecular function: protein disulfide isomerase activity; protein-disulfide reductase activity. Gene Ontology annotation, biological process: response to endoplasmic reticulum stress. The transcript is spliced from 13 exons.
GCACCGCCUGCCACCGGCCUCGCGCGGACCGAGGGCGGGACGUGGGGCGACGGGGGCGCGGCGCGGCAGAGCUGAGGCGGCGGCAGGACUGCGCGGCGGCCCGGACGCUCGGCAUGGCUCGCCUGGUGCUCGGUCUGGUGAGCUGCACCCUCUUUCUGACAGCGGAGGGUCUGUAUUCCUCUAGCGAUGAUGUCAUCGAACUGACCCCGUCCAAUUUCAACCACGAAGUUAUUCAGAGCGAUAGUUUGUGGCUUGUAGAAUUCUUUGCUCCAUGGUGUGGCCACUGCCAAAGGUUGACACCAGAGUGGAAGAAAGUAGCAACUGCGUUAAAAGGUGUUGUGAAGGUGGGUGCCGUGGACGCGGACAAACACCAGUCCCUCGGGGGACAGUAUGGGGUGCAGGGAUUCCCUACCAUCAAGAUUUUCGGCUCCAACAAAAACAGGCCAGAAGAUUAUCAGGGCGGCAGGACUGCCGAGGCCAUAGUGGACGCCGCUCUCAGCGCCGUGCGCCAGCUCGUCAAGGACCGCCUGGGCGGAAAGGGUGGCGCCUACAGCUCUGGAAAACAGGGCAGAGGUGAGAGUUCAAGCAAGAAGGACGUGAUCGAGCUGACAGACGACAACUUUGAUAAGAAUGUUCUGGACAGUGACGACGUUUGGAUGGUUGAGUUUUACGCUCCGUGGUGCGGACACUGCAAAAACCUGGAGCCGGAGUGGGCCGCCGCCGCCACCGAGGUCAAGGAGCAGACGAAAGGGAAGGUGAAACUCGCGGCCGUGGACGCCACGGUCAACCAGAUGCUGGCCGGCCGCUACGGGAUUCGGGGAUUCCCUACGAUCAAGAUAUUUCAGAAAGGCGAGUCCCCUGUGGACUACGAUGGAGGGCGGACGCGGUCCGACAUCGUCUCCCGGGCCCUCGACCUGUUUUCCGACAACGCGCCGCCUCCGGAGCUGCUGGAGAUCAUCAGCGAGGACGUCGCCAGGAAGACGUGCGAGGAGCACCAGCUCUGCGUGGUGGCCGUUCUGCCCCACAUCCUCGACACCGGGGCUGCAGGCAGAAACUCUUACCUGGAAGUUCUUCUGAAGUUGGCAGACAAGUACAAGAAGAAGAUGUGGGGGUGGCUGUGGACGGAGGCUGGAGCCCAGGCGGAGCUGGAGAGCGCGCUGGGCAUCGGCGGGUUCGGCUACCCCGCCAUGGCGGCCAUCAACGCGCGCAAGAUGAAGUUCGCUCUGCUCAAGGGCUCCUUCAGCGAGCAGGGCAUUAACGAGUUUCUCAGGGAGCUGUCCUUCGGGCGAGGAUCCACCGCACCCGUGGGCGGUGGAGCCUUCCCCGCCAUCAGCACCAGAGAGCCCUGGGACGGCAAGGACGGCGAGCUGCCGGUGGAAGACGACAUCGACCUCAGCGACGUGGAGCUGGACGACCUGGGGAAGGACGAGCUGUGAGGGGUCGGCAGGGACUGGGGUCCUUUCCUUGGGAGCAGGUGUCUCCGGCAGUGGGGGGAGCGGUCUGUGUGAGCAGACGGCUCUGCCCGUGGCCUUGUCGCCCGAGAAGCGGCACUUGAUCGGUCAUCAGAGAACACUGCGACGGUGAACUUCUGCAUCUCAAGAAAACAAUGGAAAAUUCUAUGAAUUGUAGCCAGUGAAUUGGGUUGUAUUCCGUCCAGUAAUAUUUUGAAGAAAACUGAUGGGCUGUUGAAACACUUUUCCCUCCCUCUGACUGCUGCUUGGGUGUUCUUGGAGGCUGUUUCUUACGUAAGUUUUUUAAUGUGAUUCUUUCAUUUGAAUAUUAAUGGCUUUUUCCAUUAAAGAAUAAAACAAUAUUUUGGACAAUGCCAA